AUGCCUUCUACAACUCGUACAAUAAUUAAUUCGUCAGAUAAAUCAGAUUUCUAUUCGAUGCGUUUUGCACCGGUGCCAUAUAUUCCAACAAAUUAUAAUGAGAAUUUCCCGUAUAAGAAAAGUGUUGAAGAUGUAUCACAAGAAACACGUUAUAUAUUAGAAGAAUUUAUUAUUGAACGAGCAAUUGAAGAUGGUGUUGAUAUGGGUUUAAUUAAACCUAUUAUUGAUGUUGAUCUUGCUGCACUUCCACAAUAUCGACAAAUUCAACAAAUUGCUCAACGAUUACGUAUGAUUGGUGAUGAAUUAGACGCUGAUCAACGUAUUAAAAGUAUGGUUGAUCAAGUACCUGAUGAUAGUCCAUAUGAAACAUUUAGUAAUGUUGCUAAAGAAUUAUUUUGUGAUGGAAUUUAUAAUUGGGGUAGAAUUGUAACACUUUUUUAUUUUACUUAUAAAUUAAUUAUGAAAUCAGUUAAAGAUCAAACAUCAUCAAUUUUCAACGUUCUAGUUGAAUGGACUGUACGAUUUGUAAAAGAAAUUGUUGCUCCAUGGAUUGUUGGCAAAGGUGGUUGGUUGGUCAUCUUACGUGAUGUUGUACCUCAAACACGUUUAACAACAAUUGGCGCUUUUCUCAGUGGAAUAGCAGCAACAUUUAUGGUAUUCUAUUAUUUUCGGCGUAAUUAA
Messenger RNA from Adineta steineri, 681 nucleotides. Lineage: Eukaryota; Metazoa; Rotifera; Eurotatoria; Adinetida; Adinetidae. The record is from the annotation of a GenBank genome assembly.